This is a messenger RNA of Cucurbitaria berberidis CBS 394.84, 758 nucleotides long. Lineage: Eukaryota; Fungi; Ascomycota; Dothideomycetes; Pleosporales; Cucurbitariaceae. The record is from the annotation of a RefSeq genome assembly.
AGGAGAACAACUCAGCUUGAGGAAUCACACCAUAUCCCCUCUACUCCGUCUUCCCGGUGAAAUACGGAACAAGAUCUACGAAUACACUUUCUCAGAGCGAUGUAUCCUUAUCACCAAUACGCCAUUCGGGCGCCUUCGCCUCUGUGUAGAGGACGAGCUCCACCCUCUUGGUCCAUACCCUCUUGGUCCACACCCUCCUUUCACCAACCUCCUUGCCACCACGAGAAUAUGUCGCCAAAUCUACGCUGAGACAUCUCUUCUACCAUUCCGCCAGAACGACUUUCGCAUCCGCAGCGUGGAGACGGGUCUCCAGUUUAUGAGGUGCAUACAGCCUACUCAGCGUGCUAAUGUUACAACACUGAGGCUGGAUUGUUAUGUGCUUAUAGAUGGGGUAUUGUUGUCGUCGUAUGAUUUGGGGAUCUUUGGGGGGUUGAAGAGGAUUGUGGUAAAUACAAAGUGUAGGGCAUUUAUGCGUAGAGCAAGCGCUGAGUGGCAGGAAGCGUACCAGCAGGAGUUGAGAACGGCACUGAGCAAUGUUGGUAGGGAUAUUGAUAUAAUCUUUGAGUAACGGGUUGGUUGCGAUUGCAAGUGCAGCAACUACACACCUACUUUGAGGGACAAGCUUUAGGUGAAUCCAUUCCCUUACCUGAACAUCCUUGGAUGAUGUCAUAAGCUCUCACCAACGGGAUGUUGUUCGUUCUAUUUCAUGCUACUUGCUUCUCACUCCACAACGGUUUUCGACUAGGCCUGUAUCACGC